CUCCGGGAGAAACUCGGCUCCUCUCUCUCAGUGUGUGUGGAGACGAGCGAAGCGCAGGGCGAGAAAACUUUCCUCCGAUCCCCGUCUUGCGGCUGCACUUUGUGCCGCUUCAGCCCCACCUCUGGAUUACUUGCACAUCUGGCGGGACGAGACCUUUUCGUCUCAGGUCUCCUUCAGCUCGUUUUUCUGCGCUCCAGCACAGACGGAGCGCAGUUUCCGGAUAUCAGAACCACUGUUUUGGGAAGAUUUGCUCCUCAUCUGCUGCUGGGAUUUGUCCGUUUUCCUUUGUUUUCCUCUCUGUGAUAACUUCCAACGCGCAAUCAGCUCAUCUUCACAAAUCCUGCAGCCACAAUCAGAACAUGGACACACUAAGAUAACAAGGGUGAAGUCUUUGCUUGCCGAGAGAAGUUGAGCUCUGCGCUCGAGUUCAACAGGGCCACUUCCUGAUGAUGACAGUAAACAUGGAUGACGGUCUCCAAAAUGGACCCGGACAGCAGCACAGGAACUCACAAGACGACGAGGAGGCUCUCAACUCCAUCAUGAAGGAUCUGGCAGCUUUGGGCCGCUGCUACACUCUGCAGAACAGCCACAAGCCCAAGAGCAGAACUUUACUCUACAAACAGGAUUUAAGAGUCAAGCUGGAGCAUGAGAGAGAAAAACGAAUCAUCCCGUUUCAGAGGCCGCUGAAGAUCAAGGAGCUGCUGCAGAAAGUGACUGAGGCCUUUGGUCAGCAGAUGGACAUGUUCUUUAUGGAGAAAGAGCUGCUGCUGCCCCUGAAGACUCAGGAGGACCUGGAUCAGGCUGUGCUGACUCUGGGCUGCAGCUCCGGGACCAACGGGCUGCUCAGGAUACUGCUAAAGACCCCCAAAAACAACCAUUACCUACAGGUGAACAGCAGGGACAAGCAGAGCGAGAUGAGGUCAUCGCGGUCACUGGGAGAUCUGAAGGGCUCCUUGCUCAAGGGCUCGGAGAGGGUUCGCAAACACUCGACAGGUUCGCUCCACACAGGUCGGACGUCUCCACCUCCAGGCAGCGUUCCAGAGGAGCAGCAGCAAAUCGCCCGCCAGGGUUCCUACACCAGCAUCCACAGCGAAGGGGAGUUCAUCCCAGAAACCCCGGAUCAGAAUAUGCUGGAUCCCUUCGGGAGCGCGGACAACUCGCUGUCGAGCAGCUGUCAAUCAAUAGAUCAAGCACUGGACAGCCCUCCUUUCUCACAGAACAACCGCGACAAUAAUUACCUGAACCUCAACUAUGAAUACAAAGGUCGCCAUGGGAAAGGAGGGACUUUCCCACGCCAGUUCCAGUUGCCCAAUCGCAGCAAGGAUUACGGAGACCGUCGCAGGACGCUUCCGCGGAGCUUCAUGCCGCAGGAGAACCUUUUUCAGCUGGUUCCCUCCAGUCGCACACGCAGUUACAAUGGAGACAGUACGCUGCAGUACAGCGACCUGCGCUCACUGGGCCGACCUGCCGAUAAAAGCUGCCAGCGGGGUACAGCCAAGUCACCGCGGGCGCCAGUCAACUGGCGACAGGGAAAGCUCCUGGGGCGAGGGGCGUUCGGAGAGGUCUACCUCUGCUACGAUGCCGACACGGGCCGCGAGCUGGCCGCCAAGCAGGUGCCCUUUGAUCCCGACUGUCACGAAACCAGCAAGGAAGUGAACGCUCUGGAGUGUGAGAUUCAGCUGCUCAAGAAUCUGCGUCAUGAGAGGAUUGUUCAGUACUACGGCUGUCUUCGGGACCUCGAGCAGAAAAAACUCACCAUUUUUGUCGAGUUCAUGCCCGGGGGCUCUAUAAAAGACCAGUUAAAAGCCUAUGGGGCCCUGACAGAGAAGGUGACAAGAAGAUACACCAGACAAAUCCUCCAAGGAGUGUCCUACCUUCACAGCAACAUGAUUGUACACAGAGACAUCAAAGGUGCUAACAUCCUGAGAGACUCCUCGGGGAACGUGAAGCUGGGAGACUUUGGAGCCAGCAAACGUAUCCAGACCAUCUGCAUGUCUGGUACAGGAAUCAAGUCUGUCACUGGCACCCCCUACUGGAUGAGCCCCGAAGUCAUCAACGGGGAGGGUUACGGCCGGAAAGCUGAUGUAUGGAGUGUUGCCUGCACUGUUGUCGAGAUGUUGACCCAGAAACCUCCGUGGGCCGAGUACGAGGCCAUGGCAGCCAUUUUCAAGAUCGCCACCCAGCCUACGAAGCCAAUGCUUCCAGAGGGCGUGUCCGAUGCGUGCAGGGACUUCUUGAGGCAGGUGUUUGUGGAGGAGAAGUGGCGGCCCACCGCAGACGUUCUGCUCAGCCACCCGUUCGUCCAGGGCAGCUUCUGAGGCCCGUGGACCCCCUCUUCCCCUUCCCUGCCUGCGAGGUCUCCGUGGCCGCGGCGCCUCCCCUGCUCUCCGGCCCGCCCCGUCCCCAGGGCCCCCCGCCCCCCUCGCCACCCGGCUCCAGGGCUCAGCACCACUCCGACUUCCCGCCCUGUCAUCUAUCACCAGUGUCUGCCUUGUCAGGACCCCUGCAUCUCUCGACAACUAGCUCAACCCGGACUAUUCCCCGAGAGGCCAGGCUGACUGCUGUCACACCUCCAGAGUCCUCCGAGGCAUCGCAAUGUGUUCCUUCAGGAGCGGACUGACAAGAAGGCACUUAGCAGUCUCAGGAGCUCGCGACUCCUGUCCUUUAACAAGAGCAGGAAAAGUGACCCAAGCCAGAGUGAAGUGAAGCUUUCUGGGUCUCACUUUACACCUAUUUACUGCCACAGAACAGUGUCUCUGGACUGAGUAGACAUGGCGACCGGUGACACUGGUCACACCUGAUAGUACUGUAAGUCACUCGUCGGCCUAAGAUAGCUGUGAGUGGAAAUAAGAUGGUAAAAUAUUUUUAUACAACACAUUCAAAGUCAUCCGAGCAGAUGAGAUUUCUAUUGCCAUCCUGGAACAAAAAUGGAAAAUGUAUUUUCGUCAACGCCUUACAAUAAGACUUUGUAAGUCAGAAUGUCUUUUUUACCAUCUUAGAGGGUUGCCAUCGCCCUGCUUUCACAGCACUCACAACCCCAUCUAGAAGGACUGUCAACGUUGCACUUUUGAUAUCAUGCAUUGAAACUUUUCCGACAUGCAGGAUAAUCAACCGAGGAGAUAUUUUUCUAUUUGAUAAAUUUUUUUUUUUUAUAAUUUCAUACUGAGUUGCAAUGUAAAGAAAAAAGAACCAAACUUUUGCAUUAGUGUGCAAUGUCUCUUAAGCAAUACCAACACUACCGUUGGACUCGAGAACAUUCAUUCCAUCUUCCCAUGCAAUGAGCCUUGUUCCAUUCAGAAGUGGCCAAAGACAAGUUGCAGAAACAGAAAUUUUAGGCUACAUUAAUACACAGUAUUUGUAAUUGUUGGACUUUUUUUUGUCACCUCAGAGCCCUGUAGCCUUUUCUGUAUUAUGGCAGCUUUGUGCACAGUAGACUGCACAGACCAAAUCACAUGCAUUGUAUUGCUAUAAAGCGAAUUUAGAUCGAAGGACGCGUCUUGUUUAUGUUUCUGUUGUAACUUCUAUAUGAAUCCAUUCACCCCAUGCCUUUAUUUAGCUUUCCACACCAUUCGAAUGGGUCACUUUAUGACUUGACGGCACACCUCGCUCUGAGAUGAAGCUUAAUGUUACAAGUCGCCAAAAAGUGUCGAGUUGGAGAGACGGAGCUAAAUGCUGUAUUCUUUAAAGCGGAGACGAGAUGAAACUUUAACUGGGGGGAUUGAUGUCAGAGGUGUAGUGGCUAGCUGUAAUACAGUGGCACUAAAGGAACGAUCAAAUCUAUUUGACCCUUGUCAGUGCCUUAUCUGCUUGUAAACACAAACGUUCACUGCCAAAGCGUAGAGCUUCCUAGUAAAAGGCGAGCAGCUGUUUAGUAGAGAGCACACACAGGAUUUGCUGAAGUUCUUUUAUAUGGAAAAAAAAGAUUUUACUGUAAAUACAUAUUGUUCUGCACUUUUGUAUGAAAUUUCUUUUACAUUAUAUACAAAUCUAUUUGAUGAAAUAGCUACGUUAUACAGUAGAUUGUACUGUGAUUUAGACAGGACUAUGUAUGAUUGUCUCUUUGAAAGCUGGCAGGCAGUAUGAAAAGGUUGGGAGGCUUUCGAUUGGGACAGUUUGUUUUGUCUUAAUGACAAAGCCUUGAAACAUGAAAUGUAUCAAGUCAUCGAUCUUUUGUACAUUUAACUUAAUAAAUCAAAGGUCUAAGACUA
Messenger RNA from Amphiprion ocellaris (clown anemonefish), 4208 nucleotides. It is a transcript of the gene map3k22, whose product is annotated as mitogen-activated protein kinase kinase kinase 22. Gene Ontology annotation, biological process: protein phosphorylation. The transcript is spliced from 18 exons. Lineage: Eukaryota; Metazoa; Chordata; Actinopteri; Pomacentridae. The record is from RefSeq and is a predicted model, not a curated record. Gene Ontology annotation, molecular function: protein kinase activity; ATP binding; protein binding. Bases 447 to 2318 code for a protein of 623 amino acids.